Molecule: messenger RNA, 945 nt
Organism: Macroventuria anomochaeta
Lineage: Eukaryota; Fungi; Ascomycota; Dothideomycetes; Pleosporales; Didymellaceae
Exons: 2
Coding region: 1-945 (314 amino acids)
Molecular function (GO): protein binding
Source: RefSeq, a predicted model, not a curated record
AUGGACCAUGCUGCCGAUCUGGUAGAGGCCGUGCACCAGCUUAAAGUUGACCGAGACACCUGGGAAGCUGUCGCACUCCAGUACAAGGCCGCUUUCGAGGCGCAGACGGCUCGUCUGCGAGAACUCCAAGACAUCUGUUUCGCCACACAAGCGGAGCUGGAGAAUGAGCGUGUUCAAUAUCGUCGCCUACAUCUGAGUCUUGAUGGAGUACCUCACGAUCGCCCGCCUACGGCGAACAGCACCGACGACGUCGCCGAUAGCCAAACGUUCGGCACCGCAAUCGUCCUUUCGCCAAGCCGCAUCGACAUGAGCUGGAGACUCAGACCUUCAGAGGACUGCGGCAACCCCAUUUUCAAGCGUGUACAGCAAUUUGCUUCACAGCAGAACUACGGCACGGCUCUGAUCGAGAUUGAGAGACUGUUGCGCGGCCCACUGAGCCCCAAAGCUCGGGCCGAAGGACUGCUACUGAAGAGCAGCAUCCUACAGGCGACUGGCCCCGACUCGCUCUACGACGCCCUCGCAGCCUGCAGUGAAGCACUCGAGCUGUGCGACCGUGUGCCGGAAUUGCAGCCUUUGCUGCCGAGGAUACAGUAUCAGAGAGGCAUCUACUACUACCAACUCCGGAUGCUUCACCAAGCGCGAGACGCAUUCAGGGCGGUCAGCGAGGACAAUCUGCUUUUCGAGAGAGCCAACGAGUAUCGUCAGUCCUGCGAUGACGAACUGGAACUGCUCCAUUUCCCGAAUCGCCGUUCCGCGUUUGACGAGAACCGCUCAAUGACCGACAGCUUCCUUGCGCAAUUGAACGUUGGCUCAUCACAUGGGAGGCUUCGGCGCACAAGUGCUCAACUGAAGUUCCGUGCCACUCAGAAGGCGAAGCGAAUGCCGCUCCCGCAUCGGUGGGUAUCUUCGAAGACUGACUUAUCGUCAAAGACUGACGAGGUCUGA